AUGCCAGGAGUCGAUCCAAAUUUCAUCUGUCACUCCCUCAACAUCAAGAAAGACGCUAAAUCGGUCAUCCAGAAGGCACGACGUUCUGCAGCCGAACACGCCGACGCCGUCGUUGAAGAAGUCAAGUGUCUGCUAGAGGCCAAUGCAAUCCAAGAAUUAGCCCUUGCGCUCGUCUCAGCGGCUAGGAAACUCCUGCCCUACUUCCAAUCACACUCUAUCAUCGUCUUAACAGAACACCCCCUCAAAGCUCUCUUUCGAAAGGUGGAUCUAUCUAACAGGGUCUCCAAGUGGGCAGUUGAGCUAGCAAACUUUGAUAUCCGUUUCGAACCACGAACGACGAUCAAAGGACAAGUCCUUGCGGACUUCAUUGCUGAGCUUACUCCACAAGACACUGAACUCCUCAACAAACCCAUCCCAACACAAACCGUUGUCGAGCAUCAAUUGUCUCCGAAACCUUGGCACCUUUUCCAAGGCGACAUAUGGCGUCUACAUGUUGACGGAGCGUCAAAUAGCAACGGAGCCGGGGCCGGGGUCGUCCUAGUCUCCCCCUGUGGAACACUACACGAAAGUGCUAUCAGCAUCGACUUCUCCGCCACCAACAACGAAGCUGAAUAUGAAGCGCUCCUAGCUGGCUUACGCUCUGCAGUUGCCCUGGAAAUCUCCAACCUUGUCGUUUUCUGUGACUCCCAACUCAUAGUUAACCAAGUACUUGGGGACUAUGAGGCUCGGGAUCUGUGGAUGUCAAAAUAUCAGGCAACCGUAGCCGAACUAAUCACCAACUUCCCCAAUUUCAAAAUUGAGCAGAACAACCACGAACGCAACGUGCAUGCCGACGCACUCGCUGGCCUUGCCUCAGCUUCUAAAGCCUCUGAAUUCCGAGCAAUAAGCUUCGGCAACAUUGACCACCCAAGUUUUGAUGCCACUCCAACGGUUCUCAAUGUUGAACUCGGCCCAAGUUGGAUGGACGAGAUCAUUGCGUUUCUCAAAAAUGACACUCUGCCGGCAGACAAGAAGGAAGCUUAUCGUAUCAGGAACAAAGCCGCUUACUACUGGCUCUCUGAAAGCGGCCAACUCUACAGGAAAUCUAUCUCCGGCCCAUAUCUCCUCGUGGUCCACCCAACCCAAGUUCAAGAGAUCCUCGCUGAACUUCAUUCAAGCAGUUGCGGCUGCAACUCUGGCGAGGCUGAGCCUCUUGUGAUAAUCACAGAAGCUGACGUUCGCAGAUUUGUCUGGCGAAACAUUGUUACCAGAUUUGGAGUUCCGUACGCCAUCGUAUCAGACAAUGGAAGCCAAUUUGUCGGUAAAGACCUGACCAGCCUCUGUGAAGAAUUUGGGAUACGCUUCUUCAACUCUACACCAGCAUACCCCCAAGGGAAUGGACAAGCCGAGGCUACAAACAAGACCGUCUGCAUCGGGAUCAAGCGACGACUGAACUCCAAGAGAGGAAAAUGGGCUGAGGAACUACCCCGUGACAUGAAUGAGAAAGUUCUAACUAACCCAUGGAAUGCACAGAACCUCAAGAAGGCAUACAUGUAG
This is a messenger RNA of Rhododendron vialii, 1536 nucleotides long. RefSeq lists its product as uncharacterized. Gene Ontology annotation, molecular function: nucleic acid binding; RNA-DNA hybrid ribonuclease activity. The transcript is spliced from 4 exons. Gene Ontology annotation, biological process: DNA integration. The record is from RefSeq and is a predicted model, not a curated record. NCBI's taxonomy places the organism in Eukaryota, Viridiplantae, Streptophyta, Magnoliopsida, Ericales, Ericaceae. Bases 1 to 1536 code for a protein of 511 amino acids.